This is a messenger RNA of Monodelphis domestica (gray short-tailed opossum), 428 nucleotides long. RefSeq names its product histone H4. Gene Ontology annotation, molecular function: protein heterodimerization activity; structural constituent of chromatin; DNA binding. The record is from RefSeq and is a predicted model, not a curated record. Gene Ontology annotation, cellular component: nucleosome. Lineage: Eukaryota; Metazoa; Chordata; Mammalia; Didelphimorphia; Didelphidae.
ACGGCACUUAGCUUUUCGCAGCUGAUCAGCUAAAUCAUGUCUGGCCGUGGCAAGGGAGGAAAGGGCUUAGGCAAAGGGGGUGCUAAGCGCCACCGGAAAGUUCUCCGAGAUAACAUCCAGGGCAUCACCAAACCUGCUAUCCGCCGUCUCGCUCGGCGUGGUGGUGUCAAGCGUAUCUCGGGGCUCAUUUAUGAGGAGACCCGCGGCGUGCUCAAAGUCUUCCUGGAGAACGUGAUCCGGGACGCCGUCACCUACACGGAGCACGCCAAGAGGAAGACAGUCACCGCCAUGGACGUGGUCUACGCGCUCAAGCGCCAGGGCAGAACCCUCUACGGAUUCGGAGGCUAAAAAGGCGCUCUUACUAACCCCGCAAGAAAAAAAGGCCCUUUUCAGGGCCCCCCAACUUUUCAUUAAAAAAGCUGUAACUA